This is a messenger RNA of Hyphopichia burtonii NRRL Y-1933, 849 nucleotides long. RefSeq names its product Spc34p (gene SPC34). The record is from RefSeq and is a predicted model, not a curated record. Bases 1 to 849 code for a protein of 282 amino acids. Gene Ontology annotation, cellular component: DASH complex; spindle microtubule. Gene Ontology annotation, biological process: attachment of spindle microtubules to kinetochore. Lineage: Eukaryota; Fungi; Ascomycota; Pichiomycetes; Serinales; Debaryomycetaceae. The transcript has a single exon.
AUGAGAAGCUCACGAGCACCUUUGGAGGAGUACAUGAACCUCAUUGACGACUCGUGUCGACAGAUACAGGCACACGAGUUCCAAUCACCCGGAAUAUUUACCAAUGCAAUAAUCUCGCAGCCUUCAAUUACUAAAUUGUUAAAAGAUGCAACCGAACCAGAGCAGUCACUAUAUAAGAUCAGCAAGGCAUCCUCGGGAGGAUUUACCAGCACGACUGCGGUGUCGAGCUUGAAGCGAAUCUACCGGAAUAAUAAGCACGAGGGAGGAGAUGAGCUUGACGGACACCUCGACACGGUUGAGUUGAAACCCGAACGAGUUGAUGGGAAAUCGAUCUACGUUGAUAAUAGCUUCAAUGAGUACAGCAACCACGGAGACGGCCAGAUCCGCCGAGCGGUGAAGAUUCCCGAGAUCAUCAAGGAAAGCUUUGAAUAUGCUAAUCGAACCGAUGAGGUUUCAUCACCAACGAAAAGACCACAACAAAGUACGACCCAGCAUAAUCUUAUACCGGAAUCGGUUGUGCAGUCGGAGAAUCCCAAUUUGAUAUGCAAUGCUCUUAUGCAAUUGAUUAUGAAGUACCCUACGUUGGUGAACCAUCAAGGGUUAUAUAAUGAUAUUAAUGGAUACCAGGAACAAUAUAAUACCUUAUUGCAAGAGAUUGAAGAAUUAGAAACCAUUGUUUCCGAACAGAGAAGCCAAUUAAACCAGUAUAACGUUAGCAUGAACGAAUUUUCGCCGGUCCGAUCGCAAGAGGAAGAAAGUGCAAUUGAUAUAGAUGAAUUAAUGAAACGAGAAAAAGAUGAAAUUGAACAACUAGAAAAAGAACUAAAUGAAAAACAAUCAACCGUAUAA